AUGUAUCAAGAACGUAAGGAAGAUUCUCGUGUGCAAACAAUGAUUGUAAAAAUAAAUAAUAUACGCAGUACCAUAAAAUCUUUGGAGGAAAGUCUGAUGAUUACCCGGAGCUUAGAAGCGGAGCGAUGGCUACGAUACUCAAAUUUAAAAGGAAAAAACAAAAUAAUGAUGGACGAUCUUAGAAAAGCAAAUAAACGCAAUAAAAAUAUGCUCAAUUUAUUUCGACAGAGUGUUACUGACAUUCGUCUUGGAAGUGAUAUUACGUUGCCAGAUUCUUUGAAAAAGGAAGUACAAAGAUCUUGGCAUCAAAAGUAUGAUGCUUUAUUAACGCGCAACGAGCAAUUAAAACGAGAACUUAAUUCCCGAAAUUUGCUUCUUAAAGAGAAAACGCAGGAGAUCAGUAGUCUUCAACAAAAAUUAUUAACGCUUGGUGAUAGACUCGUCGAACGGAACGAAUCCGUGGAAAGUAUUUGUAAAAAAUACUUGACUUUAAAAAGACGAAAAGAUGAACAAGAAAUUUUGUUACGUGGUUCUAUCGAAACGUUACAGGAUACAUUGAGGAAAUCAAACGACGGGGCCUUCGAAAAAGAUUCUGAAAUAUCUUCGAUACUCGGUAAAGAUGCGUUGUCAGGUCGAGAAAUUCGACGUAGUGAUGGGCUGGCUUACGAAAAUUCUUUUUUAAGAGUUCUUCUGCAGAAAGCGAAACGCAGUUACAAAACUAGCGGAAAUAGCAGCGCUAUUUCUUUUGAUUAAACCGUUUAGUCGAUUUUCCUGAAAUUGUAAGCUCUGUUCACUUUUUUUAUGAGAGAUUUUACGUGCAAACUUUUCAAAGAUAAGAUCCGUAAAACCAUACAGUUGCAGAGUUCGAGCGGGUUAAGAAGAAGAUCGUAGGUGGAAACAUGAGGGUCACUGUUUAAGAACA
Messenger RNA from Bombus pascuorum, 922 nucleotides. RefSeq lists its product as uncharacterized. The record is from RefSeq and is a predicted model, not a curated record. NCBI's taxonomy places the organism in Eukaryota, Metazoa, Arthropoda, Insecta, Hymenoptera, Apidae. The coding region runs from base 1 to 753 and encodes 250 amino acids. The transcript is spliced from 5 exons.